CCCUGCCGCUUUUCCUCUUUGGGCGCUGCGAUCCCUGUUCGUUUUUUAUUUCUUCUCUUCAACGCUUUUUGGAUCUGCAUCUUUUCCCACGUGGGUUUAUUUUGGAAUCAAAAUUAGGUCUUUUUGACAGAGUCAAUACUCAAUAUAAUAGCAAAAAUGUCUUUCCUCACCAAAACUCCUCGACUCCUCCGAAAACCGGCCUUUGGAAUAGCUUCACUUCGCAGCGCCUUUCCUCAACAACAGCAACAGCAACGCUCCGUGAAAAUCGCCGCUGCAGUCCACGAUGAUAUCUCUUCUACAUCUACAUCUUCAUCCUCCUCAUCUCCAUCUCCAUCUUCAACGCCAGGGAAAGAACCCUUCCUAACUCCCACCCCCGCCCAACAACAACACAAAAUCGACACCGUCAUCUCCAACCUCCCCAUCGUCCAAUCCCUCCGCCAUGAUCAUACUUUCAAAGAGUCGCGUCCACACCUCACCAUGCCCCCCGCUCUUCGCGGGACUCACUUUGUCGGAGGCGCCAUCACCGGGUCCGGGAAGGUCACUGUAGCUCCGUACAUGUUUACCUCGAAGAAGUCGUCUACCACCAACGCCAACACCCGGGUGGUGUCGCUUUUCCACAUUGGGUCGGAGCUUUGUGGACAUCCGGGGUUUGUGCAUGGCGGCCUGCUCUCGGUUAUGUUUGAUGAGGCUUUUGCGAGGUGUGUGUCUGCUUCGUUCCCGAGUGGGUUGGGCAUGACGGCGAAUUUGAAUGUGGAUUUUCGGAAGCCUGCCACCCCGGAUCGGGUGUAUGUGCUUCGCGCUGAGACGGUCAAGGUCGAAGGACGGAAGGCUUGGGUUGAGGGGAAGAUGACUUGUUUGUCGGCUGUGGGGAGGGAGGACAGUGAGGCUGUCAUGGUGGCUGAGGCUAGGGCUUUGUUUAUUGAGCCUAAGUUUGCAGAGUCCAUGGUUCCUCUUUACAGAAACUGAUCUGGCGUGAUGACUUGUUGAUUUUUGAAUACCCAUGUUUGUAUAGACUAUAGACCAUAAGAGAUAGAAAUAGAAAUAGCAAUAGAGAUAGAGAUAGAGAUAGAUAGACC
Messenger RNA from Aspergillus wentii DTO 134E9, 1076 nucleotides. Its product is annotated as PaaI family thioesterase. The record is from RefSeq and is a predicted model, not a curated record. The coding region runs from base 157 to 966 and encodes 269 amino acids. NCBI's taxonomy places the organism in Eukaryota, Fungi, Ascomycota, Eurotiomycetes, Eurotiales, Aspergillaceae. The transcript is spliced from 3 exons.